Molecule: messenger RNA, 1386 nt
Organism: Wasmannia auropunctata (little fire ant)
Lineage: Eukaryota; Metazoa; Arthropoda; Insecta; Hymenoptera; Formicidae
Exons: 1
Coding region: 136-1371 (411 amino acids)
Source: RefSeq, a predicted model, not a curated record
AUGCAGUAUAUAAAGACAGGUAUAUAAAGACGAGCUGAUUGUCCCUGAUACUCCUCAAUUACUCGAAAGUAUCGUUUACGGAAAGAAUACGGUUGUCGUUAUCCCGGAUACGGAUAAAGGAGUAUCUCGCGCGAAAUGGAAACCAUCGAUGUCACCGAGAAUAACGAUAUUGACAAGUUGCUCUCUUUCGACGAUGUGAAGGAGGUGGCGAAGCGCGCGCUGAGCAGCGACGCCGACCUAAUAGAAUACGCUAUUCGACCGUACUCCAAUGGCAAGCUCGGGUAUCUCGGCUCUCAUUAUCGGCUCGAUGUAAUAGCCAUGAGGAAAAAGGAAACGGUCGCUCUCUCGUUCUUUCUCAAGGCCGUGCCGUACGAAGUGCCCGAUCAAGCGGAAUACGUGAUAAAGAAGGGCGUCUUCUACAAGGAGACAAGAUUUUAUAGCGUCAUAAUGCCGCUGCUCCGCGAGGGAUACCGCGGGGAGCCGUGGGCGCCGAUAUGCUACAAAGCGAAGAGGGACUCGAUGGUCUUCGAGGAACUGAACGGCAAGGGCUACUCGAUACGCGACAAGCUGUUCGACAAAACGCUCGUGCGCGCGGGUCUAAGCGCUCUCGCGCGAAUGCACGCGGCCUCGCUGCUGGCGGAGACUCGUCUCGGCACGUCCCUCAAUCGGCUGUAUCCCGACGCUUUCGCGGAGAAAGGCUUCCUUCGCGCGGGACAGACGCGACAGUGGUUCGAAUCGGGCGUCGACGUGGCCGCGGUCAUAGCCGAGCGUCUGGGACGCGAUCCCGGCCUGAUACGAUCGGCCUGCGAGCAGGUGUAUCGCGCUAUGGAGCCGUCGCGCACGAAGACGAACGUGGUCAGCCACGGGGAUCUCUGGGGCAACAAUCUUCUCUUCGACGACGACGCGCCGCCCAAGUGCUUGCUGGUGGACUUCCAGCUGUUGAGAUACUCCCCCCUGGCCCAUGACGUGGCGCAGUUCUUGUACCUGUGCACGGACCGGAGCUUCCGCGAGACCUGGGAGAGCACGAUGUUGCGUCAUUAUCACGACGCGUUGCGCGAGACUCUGAACCUACACGAAAACCGGGCGCAGUUACCUCCCUGGUCAGAGCUGAUCGAGGGUAUGGAGGAGCAACGUCUGGCCGCCCUCGUCACCGCAAUAAUCUACUUUCCUACGGUUCUAAUGGACGAAGCUCUCAGCGCGCGGGUCAUGAACAAUCCGACGUCCUACGUCGAGUACUAUUUCACGAACAGGAAGGAAUUCGUCCUGGCGAACAUGGAGAAAAGCCCAGUCUACAAGAGAAGAAUCAGCGAGGCUGUCGUCGAGCUCGCCGAGCUCGCCUCGCGAAUCGAUCAAUUGCCAAAACCAACUUAAAAAGUCAGAUAUAUG